Messenger RNA from Saprolegnia diclina VS20, 835 nucleotides. RefSeq lists its product as hypothetical. The record is from RefSeq and is a predicted model, not a curated record. NCBI's taxonomy places the organism in Eukaryota, Oomycota, Saprolegniomycetes, Saprolegniales, Saprolegniaceae. Gene Ontology annotation, cellular component: extracellular region. Bases 28 to 762 code for a protein of 244 amino acids. The transcript has a single exon.
UUUGCUUUGGCCACAGACGACGCACGGAUGCAGACGAUUACCCUCCUCCUUUGCGCGAUGGCGGCCACGACGACCGCCCAAAGUACGCCGAUCAACCACGCGUGCUCGGACGCCGACCUCAUCACGGCCAUCACGCCGGUUGCGCUCACGUCGGCGACCACUCUCAACCAGUGCGCCAAGGACACGGGGCUCUCGAUCGAGGCCGUGCCCGUGCCGGCCAACGUCACGCCUGCCCAAGUCAACGCGCUCCUCCAGAGCUCGAGCUGCGCGGCGUUCUACGCCAGCAUCCAGUCGGCGAUCGCAAAGAUCUCACCCGCGUGCUACUUGGUGACGACCCCCGUGCCCGUCACGUCGGCACAGAUCAUGUCCGUGCCGUUCAAGGACUACGUCAUGGCUCUCCAAGGCUCGGCGACCGGUGCGCCGGGUAUGACGACGACUACCAAGCCGUCAACGACAACUGCACCGACCGGCAACUCGACGGCUGCACCCGGUAGCUCGACGACCGCGCCGGGCAGUUCCACCGUUGCGCCGGGCGGCACGACGCUGGUGCCUGGCAACUCGACCACGGCCCCGGGCAACUCGACCACUGCACCGGGCAACUCGACGGCGUCGCCCAUCACGGACACGGUUGUGACCAAGACCCCGUCGUCAAGUGCGGCGGUGGCGCCAGCGACGACGACGCCGAAGGCCACAUCGUCGGCAUCGAUCGUUGUCCCGACGCUCGCCACGCUUGCGUUCGUUGCUGCUGCCGUCAUCGUCUAACCGAUUUUCUAUCAUCCUAGCUAUUGUGUGCCACUCUAUGAUUUCAAUAUAAACCUUUCGUAAUCCAUCAAGA